Molecule: messenger RNA, 969 nt
Organism: Clupea harengus (Atlantic herring)
Lineage: Eukaryota; Metazoa; Chordata; Actinopteri; Clupeiformes; Clupeidae
Product: NAD(P)H dehydrogenase [quinone] 1-like
Exons: 7
Coding region: 87-905 (272 amino acids)
Cellular component (GO): cytosol
Molecular function (GO): NAD(P)H dehydrogenase (quinone) activity
Source: RefSeq, a predicted model, not a curated record
GGGAUUGGUUGAUUGCUAAUUGGUUAACAGCGAAACUUGGCUUUUGCUUUGUAUUCCGCUGUUCUCCUGUAGCAUCUUGAAGCAAAAUGGCAGGUAAGAAUGUGUUGAUUGUUUAUGCACACCAAAGUGCUGGGUCUUUCAAUGCUGCUGCCAAAGAUGCUUCAGUGGAGCAGCUUACUGCAGAGGGCUGUAAUGUCGUGGUGUCUGACCUGUACGCCAUGAAGUUUAAGGCCGCUGCAACGGAGGAGGACGUCACAGGUGAGGUGAAGAAUUCCAAGCACUUCAAGUAUGGAGAGGAAACCAUGGUGGCAUGGAAGGAAAGCCGCCUGAGUGCUGAUAUUGUGGAAGAGCAUAAGAAAGUGACUGAGGCUGAUCUUAUAAUUUUCCAGUUCCCCAUGUACUGGUUUUCUGUGCCAGCCAUCAUGAAGGGAUGGAUUGAUCGCGUUCUCACACAAGGUUUUGCCUUCACAUCUGAGAAGCGGUACAGUCAAGGACUUUUCAAGGAGAAGCGGGCCAUGCUGUCUUUCACCACUGGCUCCAAUGAGGCCAUGUUCAGCUCCAAUGGCAUCAAUGGAGACAUGAAUGUCCCACUGUGGCCUUUACAGAAUGGCAUUCUCUACUACUGUGGCUUCCAGGUCCUGGCACCACAGAUCUUCUGGGCUCCGCCACACAUCCCAUCCGAUGCCCGCGACACCAUGCUGGAGGGUUGGCGCCAGCGUCUCCGGGGUCUCCUCAGUGAGACUCCGCUGACCUUUGCCCCCGCGGACAGCUUUGACACUGGAAGUGGCUUCCAACUGAAGAAGGAAGUGAAGGAGCAGCAGGCUAAAGCUCCGUUCGGCCUCACUGUGGGUCACCAUCUAGGCAAGCCGCUCCCUCCCAACAACCAGAUCAAAGCUGGUGUGUGAAGUCUUGGCUCCGCGUGAAGCCAUGUUGCCUCUGUUUCUCAAAUAAAAGGAGUUUUUGAACCGA